GCCGCCGCCGCCGCCAUGGCCGCGGCCGCCGCGCGCUCCCUCUCCGGGCCCGGCCGCCGGGCGCUGCCGCUGGUGGUGAUUCUGGGCGCCACGGGCACCGGCAAGUCCGAGCUGGCGCUGCAGCUGGGCCUGCGGCUGGGCGGCGAGAUCGUCGGCGCCGACUCCAUGCAGGUGUACAAGGGGCUGGACAUCAUCACAAACAAGAUCUCUCUCCAGGAGCAGGCUUUGUGCAGACACCACAUGAUCAGCUUUGUGGAUCCCUUGGUCUCUAACUACACUGUGGUGGACUUCCGGAACAAAGCAGCGGCCCUGAUUGAAGAUAUAUUUGCUCGAGAGACGAUCCCAAUUGUUGUGGGAGGCACCAACUAUUACAUCGAGUCCCUGCUCUGGAAGGUCCUUGUCGAUACCAAGGAACAUUCGCAGAGGUGUGACUUGGGCGGGCUGAUCUGUGCCCCACAGGAGAAGACCAGCCCUUCCCCUGGGCGAGCAGCCGACCGGAGGGUGGAACUGGAGCAGCUGGACGGCCGCGAGCUCCAUUGCCGGCUGAGCCAAGUGGACCCGGAAAUGGCUGCCAAGCUGCAUCCCCACGAUAGGCGCAAAAUGGCCAGAAGCCUGCAAGUAUUUGAAGAAACUGGGAUCCCCCAUAGCGAGUUCCUGCGUCAGCAGCGAGAGGAGGAAGGUGGGGGCCCAUUGGGGGGGCCCUUGAAGUACCCAAACUCCUGUAUCCUGUGGCUUUAUGCAGACCAGGCAGCUUUAGAUGAGCGGCUGGACAAGCGGGUGGAUGACAUGGUGGCAGCGGGGCUCCUGGAGGAGCUGCGGGACUUCCACCAGCGUUACAACCAAGAGAAGGUGGCCGAGAACUGCCAGGAUUAUCAGCAUGGCAUUUUCCAGUCGAUUGGCUUCAAGGAGUUCCACGAGUACCUUAUCACGGAGGGGAAGUGCCCACAGGAGACCAGCGCCUUGCUGCUGGAGAAAGGGAUCCAGGCCCUGAAACUAGUGACGAAGAGAUACGCCCGGAAGCAGAACAAGUGGGUCCGAAACCGCUUCUUGAGACGCCCUGGACCCAAUGUGCCCCCAGUGUAUGGGUUGGAGGUGUCUGAUCUCUCACAGUGGGAUGAGAAUGUGUUGAAACCUGCCCUUCAGAUUGUGGAGAGCUUCAUCCAGGGGCGGCAGCCAUCGGCAGACCCUGUAAAGAUGGAGAGCGAGAUAAAGGAGGACAAACGGAGUCAUCACAUGUGUGAACUCUGCAACAGAGUCAUCAUUGGGGACAGAGAAUGGGCAGCUCACACAAAAUCCAAGUCCCACCUCCGCCACCUGAAGAAAAGACGGAAGCUGCAGUUGAAGCUCAGUGCUGUGGAAAGCCGCGUUAGUGUCACAGAGACUCAAGGAGACCGUGAAGGGACAGAGCACUUGGGACAGGGCAGAAACUAGGCUCAGUUCUGCAUCUGCCAACCAGCUGGGGAGCAGGGUCAGCAGCUGUUCUA
Molecule: messenger RNA, 1484 nt
Organism: Trachemys scripta elegans
Lineage: Eukaryota; Metazoa; Chordata; Testudines; Emydidae
Gene: TRIT1
Product: tRNA isopentenyltransferase 1
Exons: 11
Coding region: 16-1431 (471 amino acids)
Biological process (GO): tRNA modification
Cellular component (GO): mitochondrion
Molecular function (GO): zinc ion binding; tRNA dimethylallyltransferase activity; ATP binding
Source: RefSeq, a predicted model, not a curated record